GUGCGCUUGGUGUGUGCAGCCGCCGCGGCCGGGUCGGGGGCCAUGGAGAACGGAACCGUGUACAGCCCCACCACGGAGGAGAACCCGAGCCCAGGCAGGGCCCCCCGGAGAGGCCUGGGCGCCUGCUGCUCCCUGCACCGGCUCUCGCGGCCCCAGCGCGCCUUCAAACUCGCUGAGCUGCUGCUGUCUCUGCUGGCCUUUAUCUCUGAAGAAGUGGUGUCCCAGUGUACUAUUUGUGGAGGACUUUACUUUUUCGAAUUUGUAAGCUGCAGUGCCUUUCUGCUGAGUCUCCUCAUACUGGUUGUAUACUGCACUUCCGUAUAUGAUAAAGUUGAAUCUCCCAAAGUCAAGUUAUCGGAUUUUUAUAUCACUGCGGCAACGGGAGGUGUAUUUCUGUUGGCAUCCAUCAUUUUUGCUGCCACGCAGGACAGGACCUCAGCUGAAUAUGCUGCAGUGGUGUUUGGGUUCCUGGGAAGUAUUGUGUUCAUAGCUGACGCCGUCAACAUGCACUUACAGGACCGAAGGGCUGCUGACAUGAACAAGCCUGAGGCAGCUCCCAAGACGACCCUCACUGAGCCACUCAAUGCCUGAGAACUCACCGGGGACAGGAGUCACCCAUGGGUGACUGUGUGGUGCCAGAGCCCUGGCAGGUGGCCUGGAGGAAUUUUAUUCCAGUAAAACCAUUUAAUAGGGGAGAGCAGGGGGAAGGGCCCAGGGGCAGUUUUGUCAAUAUUGGACUUUGUAUCAGUCACCACAGAUUAAGCCAGAGGGGGUUUUCGGGAGUAUUGUUUUUUUUUUUUUCCCUUAAAACUUUUUUUUUUUUAAAUAACGGUUGAACACAUUAAAUGGAGUAUGUGGAGGUUUAUUUUUGGAGUGGGGGCAAUUUCUUUUUAAAUUACAUAAACUCAGCUGCCAAUAAAUUACUCUUAUCAUUGUUAUUAGACUUAGCUUUCAAAUUAUGCUUUAGAAUUCUAUAAACAGCUUGAUUAAGUUCAUCCAUUUAGAAUUUUAAAAAAAUGUUUAGUUAUGACUUUGUUUUGAUGAUUAGGUUUGUAAUGUACAUUUUAAAAGAUCACUCAAAUGUUCACUAGGUUUUUUUUUUAACCCUUUAAAUGUAAUAACCAGGCUUUACUGUAUUUCACUCAGCCUUAAAGUUGUAGGGUAAUUUUAGGAUAAUUAUUACCUCUUUCUGGUACUUUGUAGUAGAAAAAUGUGUGGGAGGUGUUGGUAUUUUUUAUGUGUGAAAGCAGUAAUUCCCAGCACCUCGUGUUUAUAUGCACUUUUGCUGUUGUUGAUAUCAGGAAAAAAAGCAACACAAGGUUUUUAUAUGACAGAAGAGAAAAGUGGGGAAAAAAAGCGACUAUUCCUAUGGACCAAAGAGAAGAAAGGCUACCUUUCAUGUAGGACUGCAGAAGUGGUUACAGAGGUUUCAACCCCCAGUAUCUCUAGAGGUCAGUUCAUGCUAUGAAUUAGAAAACGAAUCCUUGGGGGCUGGAAAGAUAGUACCACAUUUAGGGCACUUCCUUGCAUUGGGCAGCCAAUCCAGGUUCGAUCCCUGGCAUCCCAUAUGCUCCCCUGAGCCUGUCAGGAGUGAUUCCUAAGCAUAGCCAGGUGUAGCCCCAACCACCCACCCUCAAAAAAAAAAAAAAGAAAAAAGAAGUGUUCCUAAUUAUUUUUAAAAAGAGCUGUUCGAUCAUUUCUCCUGAAGUUAGCCCAAUACUGGAAGACCCUGUCAGUGGUUCCUUUGAAACCAGUAUUCCUGUUUGGGGUUGGGGUGUUGCAAAUAACCAGCCUGGGGCCUCACACCUGCAGCAUAUGUCCUGUGGCCAAAGCACACUCUUGGCCCCAGUUCAUUUUUCUAGAUGCCUUUGGGUUUCUCACCCCCUUGAAACGGUGCUUCCUUUUCAGAGUCCAGAGGGACCCUCACUCUGCCUCCUCCCCAGUCAGAGGUGGAGCGUUCUUGCUCUCUCUGGCCUUGCUCCUUUGUUCCUCUGGAGGGGACACUUGAAGUGAACUCUGAGAGAAUCCUGCCCGGGUUCGUCAUGUUGGCAGUGUCAGGGGCCGGACCAUUCCCAGGAGACCCUUCUCAGCCGGUUUUAUCUUCUGUUGCUGCCAGACGGCCCUGGAGCCAGGCAGGCCUCUGUGAACAGGUGCUUCACAGAGCAGUGCCUUCCGCCUGGACUUUAGACCCGGGGUUAGUGUUGUGGCGCCAGCCUGUGAGUCAGACCUGUCCAUGCUUGGGUAGAGGUCUGGGCCUGCUGUCUGUUUCUGGGAUCCUGUUCUGGCGGGAGAGCCAUGAAGGGCCCCCAUAUUUGACCCUACACCCCUGCCGGUGUGUGUCAUGGAGUUGGUCAAGCCGCACGAGUAUGGCUAAUGUGGGUAUCAGAAAUUGGCCAUGAUGACCAGACACACAUCUUCUGCUCUGUCUUCCUGGCUCAGCAUCCAUUUGUGUCCCAGUGUGGACGCUAGUGGUGCUGUCACUACCACCCGUGUCAGAGGAUGACACCAGCCUGGAGGCUAUAUUCAUGGGUUUUCCCACCUCAGAGGGGGGAUCAGCUAUGUCUGAAGUGGCUUCAGAUACCAGUGCCCAAGAAACAGUGCCACUGAUGUUUUCACUACCCUCCUGGUCCCGCCCGGCCAGUCCUCACCACACCACACGUGCUCCACAGGGUCUGCACCCCUGCCUUGGCAGGGCUCACUGGGACUAGUGUCCUUGGUUCACGGCACCCAUAAAGCCUGUUGGCAUUGAACGGAAACUCCUUGUUUGGAGGUUUUGCUUCUCUUUGUUUCAUUGGGGUAAAAGUGGUCCUGGGAGCUGGCCACUCCGUCCUUUCAUUUUCAGAAAGCUCAUGUGUUUACUGGUCCUUCCUGUCACUUCACAUUGCCUGUCACUGAUGAGUUUCCUCUGAUGCGCCACUAUGGAAAUAAGUAGUUCGGGAGAAGCAGGGACCAGAACCACUGCUCCGAAGAGCACAAGAGCACACUCAAGAAACGCAAAUUUAAAAUGAUUCUUUGGCACCCAAGGUUAGCGUACUCUGUUAUGUUCUGCACAGACUGUAUGGAACAGCCCUAGAAGCUCUGAAGGAAAUUUCUCUAGAAACAUUCUGUAAUUGCUACACUUCCUUGACUUUCAGCUUAAAUACCGGGAUAUGUCAUUUUCCAUUGUUCUUAGCCAAUCUCUUUUGUAUUUAUCAGUGUAAGUCCUGUGGGUCUUUUUUAUCUUGUCAAAUUUUGUAGCCUUUUUAAAUAAAUCCAUUGUAUGAAAA
Sorex fumeus (smoky shrew) is the source of this 3266-nucleotide messenger RNA. RefSeq names its product CKLF like MARVEL transmembrane domain containing 6 (gene CMTM6). Bases 43 to 591 code for a protein of 182 amino acids. The record is from RefSeq and is a predicted model, not a curated record. The transcript is spliced from 4 exons. Lineage: Eukaryota; Metazoa; Chordata; Mammalia; Eulipotyphla; Soricidae. Gene Ontology annotation, cellular component: membrane.